Messenger RNA from Fraxinus pennsylvanica, 1584 nucleotides. Lineage: Eukaryota; Viridiplantae; Streptophyta; Magnoliopsida; Lamiales; Oleaceae. The record is from the annotation of a GenBank genome assembly.
AUGAGACACAUAGUUUUUCGAGAUCCAGAUGUGAAUGAGAUCUAUGAUGCAACAAGAAGUCUCAGCAAUCUUUGGGAAAGUAUACGAGUGCCAAUCAUUGCACCUAUUCUACGUGUUGCAGUUUAUAUAUGCAUAGUGAUGUCUGCUAUGCUAUUCAUCGAACGGGUUUACAUGGCAAUUGUGAUUACAUUUGUCCAUUUUUUUGGGAAGAAAAGAUACACCAAGUACCAGCUAGACAGCAUAAAAGAAGACCUAGAUAGAAACAAGAACUACCCUACAGUGUUGGUUCAAAUCCCCAUGUUCAACGAAAAAGAGGUUUACAAGCUUUCCAUUGGAGCUGUAUGUGGGCUUUCUUGGCCAUCAGAUCGACUCAUUGUGCAAGUUCUUGAUGACUCCACCAAUGAAGCCUUAAGGGCAAUGGUGGAAUUGGAGUGUCGAAAAUGGAUUAAGAAAGGGGUGAAUGUUAAGUAUGAGACAAGGAACAACAGGAAUGGUUACAAGGCUGGUGCUCUUCGAGACGGCUUAAAAAAGGAUUAUGUUGAAGAUUGUAAUUUUGUUGUGAUCUUUGAUGCGGACUUCCAGCCUCAGGAAGAUUUUCUCUGGAGGACUAUCCCCUACCUACUUGAAAACCCAGAACUCGGCUUGGUUCAGGCAAGAUGGAAAUUUGUGAAUGCAGAUGAGUGUAUGAUGACUCGGCUCCAACAGAUGUCAUUAGACUAUCACUUCAGUGUAGAACAAGAAGUGGGCUCCUCAACAUGCUCGUUCUUUGGAUUCAAUGGAACUGCUGGUGUUUGGAGGAUCCGAGCAAUAAAUGAUGCAGGAGGGUGGAAAGAUAGAACCACGGUAGAGGACAUGGACCUUGCUGUCAGAGCUGGUCUCAAGGGCUGGAAAUUCCUCUUUGUGGGUGACCUCGAAGUAAAAAAUGAACUACCAAGUACGUUUAAGGCGUACAGAUAUCAACAACAUCGCUGGUCAUGUGGACCGGCUAAUCUUUUCAGAAAGAUGUUUGUAGAAAUUCUCACCUGUGAGCGUGUAUCACUGUAUAAGAAAUGGCACGUGAUAUAUGCAUUCUUCUUCGUAAGAAAGAUCAUCGCGCACUGGGUCACAUUUUUCUUUUACUGCGUUGUAAUACCUGCAACUAUAUUAGUUCCAGAAGUUCACCUCCCAAGGCCACUGGCAAUUUACCUUCCAGCAUGCAUAACCAUUCUCAAUGCAAUUACCACUAUAAGAUCUUUACCUCUUCUCGUCUUUUGGAUAUUAUUCGAGAAUGUUAUGUCACUUCAUCGAUCCAAAGCAGCUAUUAUAGGGCUCGUUGAAGCCAACAGAGUUAAUGAGUGGAUUGUAACAGAGAAGCUGGGCAAUAUGAUGAAGCAAAAGUUCAGUGCCAACACAGCAAGGAGGCCACGAUCACGCAUAAGAGAAAGGAUCUACAUCUUGGAGCUUGUAAUAGGGAUGUGCUUGCUGCAUUGUGCUGUGUAUAACAUGUUCUAUGGGAACAAUCAUUUCUACAUCUAUCUACUACUGCAGGCAGUGGCCUUUUUUGUAGUCGGACUUGGAUGUGUUGGGACAGUUGUACCCAACUAA